CUUUCACCUCUAGCUGAGUUCAAAAUUCUUCAUGUCGGGUCGACUCCCUCGCAUUCCACGGUUCACGCUCUUCUCCGGUCCCAAUUGCUCUCUGUGUGAUACGGCCAAAUCCGAGUUGGCGAAAGUCAGGCAGUUGCGCCAAUUUCAGCUGGACAUUGUCAACAUCCAAGAACCCGGGCAGGAGAAGUGGAAGCGCAAAUACGUUUACUGGAUCCCGGCGUUACAUCUGGAUGGAAAAGAGAUAGCAAAGGGUCGAUGGGAUUCGAGCACGGUCAAUCAGGCUCUGGAAGUCUGGGACAAGCAGAAGACGGAGGACGAUGUUUUCGCGAGGGGGGGUCCGUAUGGAUGGGAACCUAGUGGCAUCUACGUACGACACAGUCUGGAGGUCUUGGGACACGAGGAAACCAACGACGUCCCCCAAAAUUCGAAUAAACAUCUAUGUUUCAACUGUGGUUCUCCAGACCAUUCCGUCUCGUCGUGUCCUAAACACAAGGAUCGCGAGUUGAUAGCGAUGUCGCGCCAGCUGUUCGAGUUCCUCCAAGAGCCAACGGCCCUGACCGACUUUCGACGGUUGCAUCACACAGAAGCGUGGCGUCAGCAGAGACUAGACUGGCUGGAGCUUUUCAAACCGGGAGAAGUGAGAGGACAGCUGUUGAGGGAGGCUAUUGACCCCGGGGAGGGCGACUGGUUGGAGAAUAUCGCAAUCUGGGGAUAUCCCAGAGGCUGGGUUGGUGUCACAGACCCCCAAGCUCUGGUCAGACAGAGAAUAAUGGACGAAUACUCUGACAGUAGCCCUGAUGAGCAAGAUCUUUCGGUCGUACUGGGUGAAGACAUCUUGGGCGACCGCUCGCAAUAUUUAAAUUUUGACGAUUCGGAUUCCAUGCAGUCUAGCCAUGAAUCAAUAUCCUCGUCUAGCGCUACCUCUCUACCGCGACGGUGGGCUGAGUAUCCCAACACCCAAUUCUCGUCCGAGCUCUUGCCCAUCUAUACGGGGAUAGCUUUUCCUCCCGUUGAAUUUGAAGGCAGUUCUACGUACACGGAUGAGCGUCGUGCCCUUUGGGAAAGUAUCAUCAAUCCCCCAGCAUCCUCGUAUCCUCCGCCGCCACCGCCACCUACAUCCAGUCCACCCCCAUUGCCUCCUGCUCUUCCUCCGUAG
Messenger RNA from Guyanagaster necrorhizus, 1156 nucleotides. RefSeq lists its product as uncharacterized. The transcript has 4 exons. Bases 32 to 1156 code for a protein of 374 amino acids. Lineage: Eukaryota; Fungi; Basidiomycota; Agaricomycetes; Agaricales; Physalacriaceae. Gene Ontology annotation, molecular function: nucleic acid binding; zinc ion binding. The record is from RefSeq and is a predicted model, not a curated record.